Messenger RNA from Rotaria sp. Silwood2, 687 nucleotides. The record is from the annotation of a GenBank genome assembly. Lineage: Eukaryota; Metazoa; Rotifera; Eurotatoria; Philodinida; Philodinidae.
AUGGCUGGGUUCAGCUAUACUGGUGUCGGUGAUACCGUUCGGUGUGAAAAAUGUCAAUUAGAUGUAUCUGGAUGGACUCAAGGUAUGGUACCAAAGGUUGUGCAUGCUGAUCGUAAUCCUAGUUGUCCAUUUGUUUGUUCUGCACUAGUAAACCCUUGCAUGGAGUCAAAUGAUCAAGAAAAUCCUAGAAAAUGUCAAAAAAUAGAAUUAAAUUCAGAUCAAUGUAAAUAUAAUUGUGAAUUGUGGGAAGUGAAUAAACUCAAGCAAAUACGACGUCGAACAUUUUCUCAUUGGUCUCAUCCAAUAAAACCAUCUGCUGAACAAAUGAUCGAUGCUGCAGAUACGGAUGAUCCAUCUGAAGUUCAUAAAGCUCUUUCACCUAAGUGUCCAUAUGUUUUAUCAAUAUUAAUACAACCGGAGCGAUCUUCUCCUGUGAUAUUAAAUGAAAUAUCAACAAAUAAUCGAAAUAAUCAAAUUUUUGGUUCAACUAAUGCUGCACAACUUCAAUUUGAUCAAAUUGUUAAUACAACGCCGUAUAAUCCUGCAUACAGUGAUAUUACAAAACGUCUACAAUCAUUUGCAACAUGGUCUCAUAAAUCCUCACCAUCAGUAGAUGAACUAGUUCGAGCUGGCUUUUUUUAUACCGGUGCUGAAAAUAUUGUAACAUGUUUCUAUUGUAAUGUUUCA